Molecule: messenger RNA, 1470 nt
Organism: Oncorhynchus nerka (sockeye salmon)
Lineage: Eukaryota; Metazoa; Chordata; Actinopteri; Salmoniformes; Salmonidae
Product: mucin-5AC-like
Exons: 3
Coding region: 1-1470 (489 amino acids)
Source: RefSeq, a predicted model, not a curated record
AUGACAACUGCUGCAGCUCUGACUACACCAACUGCUUAUCUUACGACCACCACGACUGCAGCACCAUCUUCAACAACUACAACUUUAGCUCCUACGACAACCACUUCAACAGCACCUACUACAACACCUGCAGUUCCUACAACUGUAUCUCCAGCUACCACUACACCUGAUGUACUUACUACAACAUUCAUAACUACAGCUCCUGUUACAACAACUGUAGCUUCUACGUCAAGCAUAGCAGCUGCCUCUACGAUAACCACUGCUGCUAUUACUACAAAACCUGCUGCUCCAAUAACCACUACAACUCCCGAAACUAAUACGACAGAAUCUACUCCUACGACUGCUUCGACUGCAGAACCUAUCACGACAGCCACUUUAGCUUCUACGACAAACUCUGCUGUUCUUACGACCGCAACGACUGCAGCACCUUCUACAACAACUACAACUUCAGCUCCGACGACAACCACAACAAAAGCACCUACUACAACACCUGCAGUUCCUACAACUGUAACUUCAGCGACCACUACAUCUGAUACAUUUACAAUAACAAUCACAACUGCAGCUCCUGCUACAACAACUGUAGCUUCUACGUCAACCACAGCAUCUGCCUCUACGAUAACCACUGCAACUCUAACUAAAACAACGGCUGCUCCAACGACCACUACCAUGACAGCCACUGCAGCUCUAACUAAAACAACUGCUGCUCCAACGACCACUACAACUCCUGAACCUAUUAUGACAACUGCUGCAGCUCCGACUACACCAACUGCUAUUCUUACGACCACCACGACUGCAGCACCAACUUCAACAACUACAACUUUAGCUCCCUCGUCAACCACAACAACUGCACCUACUACAAUACCUGCAGUUCCUACAAUUGUAGCUCCAGCUACCACUACACCUGCUGUACUUACUACAGCAAUCACAACUGCAGCUCCUGUUACAACAACUGUAGCUUCUACGUCAACCACAGCAUCUGCCUCUACGAUAACCACUGCAACUCUACCUAAAACAACGGCUGCUCCAACGACCACUACAUCUCCAGAACCUGCUCUGACAGAACCUACUCCUACUAAUGCUACGACUGCAGAACCUACCACGACAGCCACUGCAGCUCUAACUAAAACAACUGCUGAUCCAACGACCACUACAACUCCUGAACCUAUUAUGACAACUGCUGCAGCUCUGACUACACCAACUGCUAUUCUUACGACCACCACGACUGCAGCACCAACUUCAACAACUACAACUUUAGCUCCCUCAAUCUACUCCUACGACUGCUUCGACUGCAGAACCUAUCACGACAGCCACUUUAGCUUCUACGACAAACUCUGCUGUUCUUACGACCGCAACGACUGCAGCACCUUCUACAACAACUACAACUUCAGCUCCGACGACAACCACAACAAAAGCACCUACUACAACACCUGCAGUUCCUACAACUGUAACUUCAGCGACCACUACAUCUGA